This is a messenger RNA of Anopheles nili, 1146 nucleotides long. Its product is annotated as RIB43A-like with coiled-coils protein 2. The transcript has 2 exons. Bases 1 to 1146 code for a protein of 381 amino acids. The record is from RefSeq and is a predicted model, not a curated record. Lineage: Eukaryota; Metazoa; Arthropoda; Insecta; Diptera; Culicidae.
AUGCUAAACUCGCUUUUUAUCAACCACCAAGACCAAAAGGAAGCUCUGGCCAUCGAGCGGAGACGACGGUUCGAAGAAGCACGCAAAGCACGCAUAUUCAAUGCAAGACGGCGUGUUAUUGGGGUUGACGUCGAUGCUCUGGGGUACCAGGUGCAAGAAAAGCACGAAGCUGAACAGGCCGAAGCGGAAAAACAACGCAAACUUGCCGAGGAAAUUCACCGGCAGGAACAGGUGGUACAGUUAAAACAGUACGAACAACGGCAGGAACGGAUACGGUUGGAGAAUGAGCUGAAUCGCUUUCGCGCUUCCCAUCAAAAACCGGAGCAAUCUCGCGAUUUUGACCUUUUCGAUCCGCAAGGUUUGAGGAAAUCUCUACCGGCACGCAUUGGCGAUGAUGAUCCGCGGUUGAGCGUUUCCGGGGCGCAAAAGUUCGAUGGAGAAGAUCUCGCCGAGCGGCACCGGCGAAAGGUACAAACUGAGCAACAACGCUCCUGGCUGGAACAGCAGAUCAGAGAGAAACGCCAGGCCGAAAUCGAUCGCCGUGCGGCCGAGAAGUUCCUCGAGGACACGUUGAUUUCUCGGGAAAAUCGACUCCACCAGCUUGCCUCCCAGGAGCGCUACGCGAGAGAGAAAAUCCACGAAGCGGUCAAUGAGUUUAAUCGCAGACUGAUGAGCGAACAGGAGAAACAGCGGAUGCGCCGGGAACGCGAGGAACAGGAGGAUAAUCUUGCUGAAAUCUACAACAACCUGACCAGCGACGUUUUGACGGAAAAUCCGGAUGCAGCGAAGAGUAGCUUUGGACCGAAUCGUGUUAUCACAGCCCAGUACAAGGGUAUGUCCCCGGAGGAGAUCGAGCAGAUACGUCGAACGCAGCAGUUGCAGCUUGAGGAACUGAAGCGCAAGCGGCAGAGUGAGGCCAACACGAAAGAGUCCUGGGACCAGUUGGCCAACGGUUUCGACCGCAUGGCGACUGCUAAGGAGCGUGAACUUAACCGCAGGCGUCAUUCCCUUGCCGAACAAAUACGCCAAGAAAACCAUUUGCUCUCACUCGAGCAACAACGCAAACUGGACCAUCUCGAUAAGGUGAUCUACCAGAACAAGCCCACUCAGGCGUAUUUUGACCAAUUUAACACCUGUUCACGAUGA